AUUACGUGUAUAUGUAAGGGCUCUUUUGUAAAGCCCACGGUCUCUUUCUUUCCGUUGAUCUCCUCUCUUCGGCAGAUCGAAAAUUCUCCCGCCCGCCCCGCCCCGCCCCGCCCCGAAGGCAUACAAAUACUUACACCUAGAGGGAGAAGAUGUACCAUCCGUCGAGAGGUGGAGUUCGUGGUGGUCGUGAUCAGUUUAGCUGGGAAGAUGUGAAAGCUGAUAAACAUCGAGAAAACUAUUUAGGUCACAGUCUCAAAGCACCCGUUGGAAGAUGGCAGAAAGGGAAAGACCUCCACUGGUAUGCUCGUGAUAAAAAAUCUGAGGCUGCAAAUUCAGAGGCUAUUAAAGAAGAGAUACGAAGGAUCAAGGAGGAAGAGGAGCAAGCCAUGAGAGAGGCUCUAGGCUUAGCUCCUAAACGGGCAAAAAAGUCUCAGGGUAAUCGACUAGAUAAACAUGAAUUUGCUGAACUUGUAAAGCGAGGUUCUACUGCAGAAGACUUGGGAGCUGGCCAUGCUGAAGCUGCUCAGGUUCAGGGUCUUGGUUUAUCUAAGGUGCCUCGUCCCCGGGAAGAAUCAAGUUUACCUGCCGGUCUGGAGUCUGAGUCAUUCGAGAAGAUGAAUACUUCCAUGCCAAUCGCACCUGCAAGGAACGAUGAAGAAGAGUCUGAAGAUGAAAGUAGCAGAAAGAAAAUGAAGCGUGAGGAGAAGAGACGCGAGAAGCAUGAAAAGCGAGAGAAGCGACACUCUCGUGCUUCAGAUGACAAGAGGAAACACAACAAAGAGAAGGAAAAGAGAAGACACGGUUCGGAUUGAUAAAAUUAAACCAAUAGUCCAAGGAGGAAGUUAGAAAAAUAAGAAAAAUGUGGCAUGUCUUUUUUGAACAGGCUUUGGGAUUUGAUUCACCUUCAGUUUCUUCAGGACAUCCUAUGUAGUAGUUCUGUAUUUAUUUGUGAUCUUUUUUAUGUAAUGAAGUAAUACUUUAUUGAUCCUUUAUAUAUUGAUUUCUUGACUAAUGGCAAUA
Molecule: messenger RNA, 1020 nt
Organism: Olea europaea var. sylvestris
Lineage: Eukaryota; Viridiplantae; Streptophyta; Magnoliopsida; Lamiales; Oleaceae
Product: multiple myeloma tumor-associated protein 2 homolog
Exons: 4
Coding region: 150-812 (220 amino acids)
Source: RefSeq, a predicted model, not a curated record